Blastomyces gilchristii SLH14081 is the source of this 5101-nucleotide messenger RNA. RefSeq names its product decapping enzyme Dcp1. The record is from RefSeq and is a predicted model, not a curated record. The transcript has a single exon. Gene Ontology annotation, molecular function: enzyme activator activity; mRNA binding. Bases 1464 to 2513 code for a protein of 349 amino acids. Lineage: Eukaryota; Fungi; Ascomycota; Eurotiomycetes; Onygenales; Ajellomycetaceae. Gene Ontology annotation, cellular component: P-body. Gene Ontology annotation, biological process: deadenylation-dependent decapping of nuclear-transcribed mRNA; deadenylation-independent decapping of nuclear-transcribed mRNA; positive regulation of catalytic activity.
CGUCGUCGCCCAAGAUAUCCUCCUCGUCUAGAGGAUCGAAUUUGGUGCGGUUGAUAAUCUGCGCAACAUCCCAGUUCCUCCUGUCCAAACUGCCCUUAUCUGCACCGGCCGCUAAAUGGCAAUUGACAAAGACGAGUCGAGUUGUUCCUCCUACGACUAUUCGCGUAGCUACUCCGCCCUUAUUCCCCAUGUACCCCAUCAACCCAGUGCCUACACCCACGGAACUGAUAGAAGAUAUCGUUGGCGCCACUGAUGGAGAUGCGAAUAUUAGUAGAAGUAGGCCAACCAAUUGCUGCGACGCUACCAUUUUAUAGCCCGGGGGCAGCGCAUUCCGAACGGCUUCCUUCCAUCGAUUGGACGGCGCCGGAUCGACAUAUGGCUUCAGCGACUCCGACGGAGAUGAAACGUCCACAAUUUCCUGUAGUCCCAGCACAUAAAUAUCGAUAUCGUCGGCGCCCGCAGCCCCAGGCCCAGCCGAGACAGGUUCGCCAGCAGCCAACUGUACAGAUCCACAACCUGCCAAUUCCUGAUCGACCCAGGAUCCCGCCUUGCCAGAGCGCCGAAGGCCAUUCUUGGUAUUCCCCGAUCUAGCAUGUAUAUCGUUUGUCCUGUCGCCAAAGGGCUUCGACGGUAAAUUCGGUGACCGUCCAGCUCUUUUGGCGAACCAAUAGGCCACGUCGUCCUCUGUACCUGGUAAGGCGGCAACAUUCCACGUCCCGAUUUUCACGCGGAGUUUCCGCGGGCGGAUAUAUUCAGACCUCCUAGCUUUAAGGGCUCGAGAGAUAGACUGGAGACCGGAGGAUAGGGAGCUAUCCCCGUCGUCGUUGUCGAGGGUGUCAGGGAAAGCGCCUGGCACAUCUGCGGGGCCAGGGGCGGGGGCGGUGGCGGGUUCGUGGGCGUCGCUCGGGGCCAUGGUUUGCGGGGUGGUAACUAAGCGAUUGAGGAUGAGUAGAUACGUAAAAGAGCCCAACCACGUUUAUCUGCUCCUCAUGGCGACAAAGCUAAAUACGUUGAUACAUUGAGCGCUUCCACCGCGAUGCGUUCAUGACAGAUGUUCACAAACCCUUGUGCUAACCGGUCAGCUGGGCGGUUCUUAGGCUGGUGUGGCAAGCUGAAAGCCAAAUAAGCUUCGCUCAUGUGUUUAGAAGAGGGGCUGAGGGUGUGAAGAUAACGGAGAAGCAGAAGAACGAGCUCAAAGCACAUCAAUUGGAGUCACAUUUCGUUGUAUUAUAUGCAUUAAUCAGGGGUUGAUAUAAUACCUCAACUGUUUAAGUCCAAGUCCAGAUGUUGGUGGACAUAUUUAGUUGUCGUUGACGUCGUCGGCCGAGCCGUUUGUUCCAAGCCACAGCCGAUUUAAAUAAGUUCCUCCUCACGUUACUUUUCUUUGUUUAUCCUAACCAAUUCACCCAACUGGAACAUAACUACAAUACACAGUACAGUAGCAUAAUAGAGCAGCCGCAGCCAUGCCUCUCAGACGGGGUCAAGACCGGAGCAGUAACAUGCCCAGCAACAAUCAUCAACAACCCUCCUAUCGAUCCUCCCACAACCGCAAUCCCUCAAACCUGGCCCAGCCUUCUGACUACGAAUCAGAUAUUCAAAAUAACUACAUCUCAGACACCCGGAUUGCCGCCAACGGCUCCUCCUCUAUGGCCACCGACCCUUCGCAGCUAAAACCCCCAACGCGCACGAACGAAGAGCUCAACCUCGCCGUACUCCAGCGCCACAAUCCAGACAUCCGCUCCAUCCUCUCCCUCGCCCCCUACGCUGUCGUCUACAAUUUCAGCGCUACGACGCAGCUGUGGGAGAAGAGCGGCAUCGAAGGCACCAUGUUUGUCUGCCAGCUGACCCAGGGCGAGCUGGGCGAGGAGCGCUAUAGUGUGCUGGUCCUGAACCGGCGCGGCAUGCAGAAUUUCGAAGCCAUGCUUGCGGACGGCGAGGAUGUGGAGAUUACGGAGGAAUAUGUCAUUUUGAAAGUUGCGUCGACGGGCACGGAGCCUAGCGCGACCACGAUCAAGUCGGCGGAUGGUCGUCAGUCGGUUAUUUAUGGGCUGUGGAUCUUCUCGGAGCCCCCUCCUAGCUCCACGGCGGAGACUAGGACGUUGAAUGCGCAGAUUAUUAAAGAGUGUGCAGUGCAUGGUGGGGAGAGUAGGAAAUUUGCGCAGGAGAGGGCUGCUGCGGAGGCAAACCUGGGUGAUGCGCAGGUUCAUGGAGAUCAGGAGUUGUAUCAGGGUGGUGUGCCCAUGGAUCGGCAGAUUUCGCUGAAAGAGUUGUUUGGACAGCAGAGGCAGCAGGAUGAUGAGUGGAGCGUGAAGGUUCACAGUCCCGCGUUACGAAACGUCGAUUCAGAAACGCAGCAGCAGCAGCAACAUCAUCAACAUCAACAUCACGGGCAGCAGGGAAGCGGGUAUUGGCCAGUUCCGCCCGCUGCUCCACCGCAGUUACCAACAACCACCGCAGGAAGUGAUGUACUUGGUGCGCUUUUCAGAAAGGCUUAUCAAGCUCCCGCACAGUGACCUAGAGGCUACUUGAAUGUAGUUUCUAUAUACGACUUAGGCCUUAAUUGGACGGGAGGACUUUGGCAAAUAGCUAGAUAGUCUGUUCCUACGGCUUUUUGUGACACCUAUUGAUUAUGUCUUCGGCAUCCCCAUGCGCCGUCUCUCUGCCAGACAAAAACAAGGGAUCUAUUGAGAGUAUGGGUCUAUGUAUUGCCUAUCUGCCUACGCGGUUGUAGUGAACCGCUGGCCGUUCUGUCGCCCUUGGAUAAUAUCCCUCACCCACGCGGCGGUCUUUUUUGCCAUGAUAUCGCUAUGCCCUAUAUAUGAGAAACAGGGGAGGAGUUAGUCAGAACUAGAACUUCAUCCCCUCUCCAGUGAUCAUUUGCCACCUCGCAAGCUCAUAACUUUCUUAGAAACAGCAGGAGAAUGAGAAAUAUGAAAGGAUAAAGAAAGAAAAUGAGUGCUCACGAAUGCAAAACCCAUGCACCACUCCAUCCUCGCACACUUGCAUCCUGGGACCAUUACUACCCGUGCCCUUUUCCAUACCACCCCUAGCUCGAAUAAUAUCGUCUCUCGUCUGAUCAGCUACCCAAUGAUCUUGCUGUGCAAAAUAUAGCACCAGAUUCAGUGGUACCUUUGCUGGCACUGAAGCUGUGGUUGAUAUUGGCGUUGAUGAACGUGCGGGUGAUGACGAAACUAUGCCCCAAAUCUCGUCACUCCAUGUGUCGGAUGUUAUCUCGCGCAUUUCGUCUGCGGCCAUGUGUCUGUAUAUGCCGUGGUUGAUGUUUAGUUAGUGGAGGUUAUUUUUUAACCCCAUGUGCGCAAUUGGGAAAAGAAACGGGGAGUUCGAAGGAAUAAGGGGCAAGAGAUAGAAAGAAAGAGAAAACAGCCAAUACGAAAGAGAACACAUUUUAAAAGAGAGAAAAAUCGCAUCUAUUACUCACAUCGCUUGCUCAACACCCCGUCUACUCCUUAAAAACUCCACUGUUGUGUCAAUUGCGUUUCCUGGGGGCGAACCCAUAACCAUCCCCACCACGCUGCGUAACCAAGAUCCCGGCAGUAUAAAUACGAGGAGCUUGACUAGCAGGCUUGUGAGUAAGGCUAGGUAAGGAAUGUAGAGAAGUCGCUGCGAAUUUGGAUGUUUGUUAGUAAAGUAGUCUGUAUGCCAACAUGGUAGGAUAAAAGGUAUUUUGUAGGGAUGGACGGAUAGAUGAGGGGGUAUGUAUAUGCCAUAAGCGUAGAAGACAUUUAAACAUGAGAUAGGGGGAAAAGUAUACACAAAAUCGAAAUAAAGAGGCAGUAAUUAAAAAAAAGUAAAAACCAAAAUAAACGAACAGUCAACUUCCUCCCAGACGAACUCUUCGCAAUAUCAACCACAGUCGGAAACAGCAGGAUUCCGCCGAUAAUGUCCAUCGCACCAUCAUUUCCAUUUCCACAUUCCCCCUUGCCGGCUGAUGAUGAUGUCUUCGUCUGCCUCUUACUAUUCCUCUCCCGCUGUCGUCUUAUGAGCUCCAUAGCGACAUACGCACCAACCGAAUGGCCGAUUAAAAUCACAUUAGCACCUCCGCGCUGCCGUCGUUCUACUCCUCCUCCUCCUUCUUCUUCUUCUUCUUGAGCAACGCCGUUGCCGUCCGUCUCCUGUCUCCAAUCCAUCCUCGCACGCCAUGCAUCCACGAAAUCGUUCAGGUUGCGCUCCACAUGCUCAAUCUGUUCUGAGAGGUUGUAUAGCUUCGUAUUCGUUGCUGCUGCUGCUCUUGGGUGCGCUUGCGCUUCUGUCCCUCCAUUAACGUUACUCACACCUCGGUCAUUUUCAAUAAUCUCAAAACCGCCCAUGCUUUUUCCAUGGAUGAUGCAUUGGGGGAUGUUGCGGUUGCUGUUGCUGUUGCUCCAGCUCCCGCUAUCAGGAGCACCACAACCAUCAACAUCGGUACCAGGAGAGAGUUCUGAACUUAGAAGGGAAAGGUAUGCAUGAUAGUAGGAUAUAAGCCCUGGGUUUCCGGUGAUGAAGUAUAUUAGUACGGGCUCUGGGUCAUCUGUCGUUGUGGAGCUUGUGCUGGUGGUGGUCGUUGUUGUUAGGAAGCUGUUUGCCGUGAUAUGUGGUGUGGUUAGGGUCAUUUCUUGGGGGAGUUUUUUCCUCUUUUUUCCUUCAGUGGAUCGGGAUUGACGGCGUGCCAGGGGGUUUUAGGUAUAGAAAAGCCUAUGCAUGCAGAUUAGGUGUACAGUGCUCUUUGUAGAAGCUUAUUGAGGUAUAUCUUCAUGUGGAGAAUUUUGUUUACCUAGCGACCAAAUAAGUUACAACAUACUAUUUCCCUACAAACACACCUUCUUGAAAUACCUGCGGCACUUCCUAGCCUCAUGCUAAUUAAUAUGUCAAUCAUUGAUAGAUGAAUCUUCCGAAUUUACACAUUUACUACACUCAACUCAGAUGAAAAAAAUAUCGACAUCACGCAGUAUCUAGUUGUCAAAGCAAACAACAUUUUUAAAAAUGAUCUCAAGUAUUUCGUUUGUGUAUCUAGGAAUAUGGCUGUGUUGAUCUUUCUCUCUCCUCUUUCUCACCCCUGUAUCAAAUCAAUUCAUACACCUUAUGGCUCUUCUUUCCUAUAAUU